Messenger RNA from Culicoides brevitarsis, 561 nucleotides. RefSeq names its product ninjurin-2-like. Gene Ontology annotation, biological process: cell adhesion; tissue regeneration. The record is from RefSeq and is a predicted model, not a curated record. NCBI's taxonomy places the organism in Eukaryota, Metazoa, Arthropoda, Insecta, Diptera, Ceratopogonidae. The coding region runs from base 41 to 529 and encodes 162 amino acids. The transcript is spliced from 4 exons. Gene Ontology annotation, cellular component: membrane.
UCCACUAUUUUUCAUUGUAAAUCUAAAAAGCUGCCUCAUCAUGUCUAACGAGCAACCGAAAAAUGCUGCUGUCGAGGAACGAAAAGUCGAAAGACGCCAAAGCAUAACGAGUCAAUUGAGCAUACAAGAAAUCACGGACAAACUCAAGAAAAUGGAUAUAAAUAGUUUUGCGACACGAAAGUCGUUAGCACAAGGGAUGUUGGAUUUGGCCUUACUGACAGCAAAUGCGGCCCAGUUGAAGUAUAUCCUAACCCUCGGACCAAGAUAUCAAUUUUAUCAGUUGUUAUUGGUACUGAUUGCGGCGUCGAUCGGUCUUCAGGUAUUGCAAGCUAUUAUCAUACUGGUGUUGGGAAUAUUGUUCGACAUAAAUAAGCCGGAACAGCAGCGCCGUGCCGAGAAGAUAAAUAAUGUAUUGGUGUCGAUUACGGUGCUAACUGUCGUCAUAAAUGUGAUCAUCAGCGCGUUCGAUAUCAAAGACGCCACCAAUUAUAUUCAGCUGAAGACGUCGGAUGAAGACACGUCGCACUGACCGCCAGUAAUCCACGAGUCGAAAUAAAGUUC